GCGACAGUGCCACUUCCGGUUUUCUGGUGGUUUAGUUGGAGAUCAGUCACAAGGACUUACCUGGCCUGGCUUCUAACUGUGAUCCUCUGGUCUCUGCCUCCUGAGUAGCUAGGAUUACAGGUUUUUUAUCCUGAAGUAAAGCUUCCUUGCAUGGUGACUUUAUAGGCAGUGCACACUUCAUGUUGCGGAAUAUUAGAGGUAUGUAACCUGGGUGAUUAUGGAUUUGAACCCAAGACUCGGCAGACAUCGGUGGUGCUGCAGGAUACUGCAAAGAAGGCCAUUAAAGGGUUACACGUAGCCCUAGGACACGAAUUCAGGGGGCGUGGCCUUGCCGGCGUGGGUGCUGCGCACGCGCAGAGGCCUAACCCUCUCGGCUUCCGUAGCCCACUCGGUCACGUGGGGGCCCGGCUGUCAUGGCGGCCGCCGGCAAGCCACCGGUGCUGCUCGGGCUUCGGGACGCGGCAGUGCCCGGCCGCCUCAUGGGGCCGAGCGCCUGGACCGCUAGCAAGCUGGGCGGCGUUCCGGACGCCCUCCCCGCCGUGGCGGCGCCGAGGCCCGCAUGUGAGCGCUGCGGACGGCCGCUCGCCCUGGUCGUGCAAGUGUACUGCCCGCUCGAAGGUUCCCCGUUCCACCGGCUCCUGCACGUGUUCGCGUGUGCCCUCCCGACGUGCGGGGACGGCGGGGCGCGCUGCUGGAAGGUGCUGCGCUCCCAGUGCCUGCAGGUGCGAGAGAAGGAGGCGCCCGAAGCCCAGAAACAGGAAGAUGGGCUUGUAGCUGAGAGCUGGUGUGAAGGUGCAGAUGACUGGGGGAGUGACGGUGAGGAGGCACCUGCACCCCAGCUUCCUUUGGACUUUGGAAAGGAUUCUUACAGUGCCAAAGAUGUAGACUGCACGGUGCAGCUCCAGGGCCUCUGCCUGCAGGACACUGGCGCGCAUGCUGCCCGUCCUGCAUCUCGACAGGAAGGAGUGCCACAGUUCCAGCCCUACUACAUUUGCGUGGUCGACGAGGAGGAUUUCAGAGACUUGGUCAGCCUCGAUCAUGCUUACAACCUCUUGAGGGACUAUGAGCAGCGAGAAGGGAUUCAUAUGGACCAGUUGCUCUCCCAAAGUUUUUCUGGUGAUGGUGAUGAAAAAUAUGAGAAGACCAAAAUUAAAAGUGGGGAUCAAAUGUUUUACAAAUUCAUGAAGAGAAUUGCUGCUUGCCAGGACCAGAUUUUGAGGUAUUCCUGGGGUGGAGAGCCACUUUUUUUGUCCUGUCCCACGUCCGCAAUCACUGAGGUCCCAGCCUGUGGCCACUGUGGAGGCCCCAGGACGUUCGAAUGUCAGCUGAUGCCUGCGCUUGUCACCAUGCUCAGCAGUGCUCAUUUAGGUCUUGGUGUGGAGUUUGGCACAGUUCUCGUCUAUACAUGUGAGAGGAGCUGCUGGCCUCAGAAUCACCACACUCCCAUGGAAGAGUUUUGUAUCGUACAGCAAGACCCAGAUGAAUUAUUGUUUAAAUAGAACGUUGCCUUUUGUUUAUAUACAUGAUUAAAAUGUGGAAAUCCU
Molecule: messenger RNA, 1544 nt
Organism: Perognathus longimembris pacificus (Pacific pocket mouse)
Lineage: Eukaryota; Metazoa; Chordata; Mammalia; Rodentia; Heteromyidae
Gene: Pdcd2l
Product: programmed cell death 2 like
Exons: 7
Coding region: 414-1499 (361 amino acids)
Cellular component (GO): cytoplasm
Source: RefSeq, a predicted model, not a curated record